AUGUCGCAUACUUCUAUCACAAACCCCUGGGAUCUUGACCAUUACGAGCCGCCCGUCGAUGAGGAUGAGUGGUACCAAGAAGAGCUCAAGAAAGAGGACGUCAGGUCGAUGAAGAGCGGGUCGAGCAGGCAUUCAAGCGCCCUGGGGUCUUCUAGGGACGAAGAGCAAGAAGGGUCCUCUGCUGUCGUUUCCUUCCAGCCGAACAAGGCUAAAGAGGAGCAGAAAAUUUGCCCUGACUGCCAUCUGAGCCUUAGGAGACCCAAGAUCAGGCCGUCCAGCGAGAGCAGGACCAACACCUCGCACACUGAGGAGGAGGACGACGACGAAGAGGACGUUUGUAUCUGCACUCCUUGCAAGCUCUGCAAUAAGCACAUGUGCGGCCUUGCUACCAAGAAGAUGAAAGACCCUCGACGAGCUGACGAGCUGCGGGCGCAAAUUCAUUCCAGGAUGAGCCAUUGGAGGAAACGGCAGGAGUUGUGGAAGGCUCAAGUUCUAACGCCCGGACGGGACAGUUUUGUCGAAGUCAGGCAGUUGGAAAUCGACACAGGAAGGAUGGAGCACAGCAAGACUUGCUCGUGUGCUGUCUGCCGAUCAACGGUGGAAGCCUGGGCGGAUGCUCUCGAGGAGCGAUGCAUGAGGGUGCAGAGACGAAGCAUCGCGUCCAAGUGGCGGGGGAUGCGAAACCCAACAGAUACAGUCUGCUAUGCGGACCCCGAACACUUCGCAUAUGAGGAAACGAUCCCUUGA
Messenger RNA from Guillardia theta CCMP2712, 747 nucleotides. RefSeq lists its product as hypothetical. Lineage: Eukaryota; Cryptophyceae; Pyrenomonadales; Geminigeraceae. The transcript is spliced from 6 exons. The record is from RefSeq and is a predicted model, not a curated record. The coding region runs from base 1 to 747 and encodes 248 amino acids.